AUGAAUCGUGAUUGGAUGUAUGUUGAAAAUCGAACUCAACCCGAGUUCUUGAACGGGAUUGAGGAAUUUUGUAGAACUGCUAUUGAACACCAGAGGACUACUAAAGGAGAAACAAUCUUUUGCCCUUGUCGUGAUUGCAACAAUGUGAAGAAGUGGAAGGAAAUUAGUGUGGUUGAAAACCAUUUAUUUCGCCGUGGGUUCAUGGCAAAUUAUACCAUUUGGUAUUGGCACGGUGAGAAAAUAAUUCCUACAACUAGUAGGUCAUCAAUCAAUGACGCUGAUAUGGAGAAUAGAGAACAAUAUGAUGAUAAUGAAAGGGAUACCGAUGAUUUUUUCGAGGAGGAUCACAUUCCUGAGAUGAUGGAUGGUUUGGGUGAUCAUGUGAACGAAGAAUCUCGUAUGUUUGAAAAUGUGUCAAAGGCCGCCGAGACACCUUUAUAUCCUGGAUGUGCAAAGUACUCUAAGCUUUCAGGGGUUUUAACAUUAUUUAACUUGAAAGCAAAGAACGGUUGGACCGAUACAAGUUUCAAUUCGUUGUUAGAAGCUUUAUCAGACAUGCUUCCUGAAGGGAAUGACAUUCCUAAGUCUACCUACUAUGCAAAGAAGCUAUUGUGUCCCUUAGGUCUUGAGUACACGAAGAUCGAUGCAUGUCCUAAUGAUUGUGUACUUUUUCGAAAUGAGUAUGAAAACCUUGAUGCUUGUCCAAAGUGCGGUGUUGAUCGCUACAAGCGCGAGGGUUCAAACCCCAAUCGCAAGAAGUGGCCACCAGCUAAGGUGUUAUGGUAUCUGCCUAUAAUACCGAGGUUUAAACGACUUUUUUCUAUCAAGAAGGAUGCAAAAAACUUGGUGUGGCAUGCACAAGAGAGGAAGAAAGAUGGGUACAUUAGGCAUCCCGCUGAUUCGAAGCAAUGGAAACAUAUUGAUGAUACAUUUCCGGAGUUUGGUAAAGAGGCUAGGAACCUGAGACUUGCAUUAAGUACCGACGGGAUGAAUCCUUACGGUACCCUUAGCUCUCAACACAGCACAUGGCCGGUGCUUUUGUCGAUUUAUAACUUGCCUCCUUGGCUAUGCAUGAAACGUAAGUACAUCAUGUUGUCGCUUCUAAUAUCGGGUCCCAAACAACCCGGUAAUGACAUAGAUGUCUACUUGGAGCCUCUCUUGGAGGAUUUGAGAUUGUUAUGGGAUAAAGGUGUUCCAAUGUUCGAUGCCCAUACAAGUACAAAUUUUACUUUGCGGACCAUGAUUUUUUGCACUGUAAGUGAUUUCCCGGCUUAUGGGAACUUGUCUUGGUACAAAGUCAGAGGGAAAAAACCAUGCCCCAUUCGUGAGGACAAAAUGGAACCAACACGCCUCAAGAAUUUUGGAAAGGAUGUUUAUAUGCAUACUAGACGACUGCUUCGUCGAGAUCACCCUUAUCGUAAGAAAAAAGCUGAAUUCAAUGGGUUCCCAGAGAAACAGUGGUUGCGUGAGCCACUUAGUGGUAUAGAGUUGUGGGAGAGAAUCAAAGAUGUUGAGACAAUUUUCUGGAAAGUUGGUAAACCUACCUCUAUUACGGGUCUUUGGAAAAAGGUGUCUACAUUUUGGACUCUUCCUUAUUGGAUACACUUGUCUGUUAGACAUUGUCUUGAUGUUAUGCAUAUUGAAAAAAAUGUAUGUGAUUCAAUCAUCGGGACAUUAUUAAAUAUACCUAACAAGAAAGGAUACUAA
Chenopodium quinoa (quinoa) is the source of this 1707-nucleotide messenger RNA. RefSeq lists its product as uncharacterized. Lineage: Eukaryota; Viridiplantae; Streptophyta; Magnoliopsida; Caryophyllales; Amaranthaceae. The transcript has a single exon. The record is from RefSeq and is a predicted model, not a curated record. The coding region runs from base 1 to 1707 and encodes 568 amino acids.